This is a messenger RNA of Aspergillus aculeatus ATCC 16872, 1215 nucleotides long. RefSeq names its product acyl-CoA desaturase. Gene Ontology annotation, biological process: unsaturated fatty acid biosynthetic process. Lineage: Eukaryota; Fungi; Ascomycota; Eurotiomycetes; Eurotiales; Aspergillaceae. The record is from RefSeq and is a predicted model, not a curated record. Gene Ontology annotation, molecular function: stearoyl-CoA 9-desaturase activity; iron ion binding. The transcript has 2 exons. The annotation marks the transcript as partial. Gene Ontology annotation, cellular component: endoplasmic reticulum membrane.
UCCUGGUCUCAGCGAAUUCGAGGGAUUCCCACCACGAUCCUCGUCAUUCUCCCCAUCACCACCAUCUGCCUGAUCCCCUGGGUUUCCCCCGACACGCGCACCCUAUGGCUGAUGUGGGGAUAUGGCUUUCACACCGGAUUGUGCAUUACAGCAGGCUACCACCGUCUCUGGAGCCACCGUGCUUACCGCGCCACCGUCUUCCUGCGUCUCUACCUCGCCAUCUUUGGCGCCGGCGCUCUCCAAGGCCCGAUCCUGUGGUGGGCGCGCGAGCACCGCGCCCACCACCGCUACACCGACACCGUGCUGGACCCCUACAGCAUCCGCGAGGGCCUGUUCCACUCGCAUAUGGGGUGGAUGCUCCUGCGGCCACCACCAGCACCAGCAGCAGCAGCAGCAGCAGCAGCAGCAGCAGCAGCACCACGGCGCAAACACAUCGACCUCUCCGACUUGACCGCUGAUCCGAUCGUGCGCUGGCAAGCGCGCCACUUCCGCUGGCUCGCCCCGCUGAUGGGUUGGAUCCUGCCGGCGGUGGUCGCGGGGAUCUGCUUCGAUGACUGGAAAGGCGGCUGUGUCUACGCAGCGUUGGGCAAAAUGGUGCUUGUGCACCAGAGCACCUUCUGCAUCAAUUCAUUGGCCCACUGGCUGGGCGACCAGCCCUACGACGACCGCGCUUCCCCGCGCGACAGUCUUCUGGCCGCCGUGCUGACUCUCGGGGAAGGGUAUCAUAAUUUCCACCAUACCUUUCCCCGGGACUACCGCAACGGGGUCAGAUGGUAUCACUGGGACUGCACGAAGUGGGUGAUUGCCGGGUGGGAGUGGAUAGGCUGGGCGGAUGAGCUGCGGCGCGUGGCGGAUGUGGAUGUCGAGCGGGCCAGGGUCCAGGAAUUGCAGAAAGGGUUGGCGAGGCGGCUGGCGGUGUUGCCUAGGGUUAUUGAUGUGGAGGAUCUGUGGGUGAUUGAUUGGGAGGAUUACCAGCGCAUGGUGCGCCCGGAUGAAGCCGGAAACCGCAGAGCGCUGCUCGCGGUGGACGGCGUCGUUCACGAUUUGACGCACUUUGUGCACCAGCAUCCCGGCGGCAGUCGGUUAUUGCGCUCGUUUGUCGGCAAGGAUGCUUCUGUAGUGUUCCAUGGGGAGAGCAUCUAUCGCCAUUCGAAGAUCGCGAGGAAUAUUCUGGCCUCGUCGAGGGUUGCUGUGCUGGCUGGAGGGUGGGAGGUG